AUGGACCCAGAUACAAUAUGCGGUGCUGACGAUAAACUAUUGGAAGAUCUUGGCUUGUGCGCUAAAGGAGAUAUCUGUGCUUUGCGCUCAUAUUGCCAAGGAUGGAACUCUUCAAGCACGCCCUCAGGAUCAUUUACGCAGUCUCCUGAAAGCUGUAGACAAGAACGAAAGCGAAAGCUGAUGGCUAUUUUGCAGUCUGGCAAGAAAACUAGGCUGAAGCAAAACGUUGCAGAGACUAGUACUAAAAGUAAAAAACCCAUGCAACAAUGUUGUUACGAGAUCUUCUGUACAAAUGAAGGAGAAAACAAGACGAAUCCAGCUUGGAUGGCUACAUUAUAA
This is a messenger RNA of Paramuricea clavata, 339 nucleotides long. The record is from the annotation of a GenBank genome assembly. Lineage: Eukaryota; Metazoa; Cnidaria; Anthozoa; Malacalcyonacea; Plexauridae.